AAUAUAAGAAAAGAUUAAUUAUAUAACCAAAAAGAGUCAUUUUCCAAAAUUGGUUGCAUUUAACUUCACAGUGAAUCGAUCCUUAAAACAGGUUAGAUUCAAAAGCACUCCAUUCCCCAUCUCAUCUUUAUAGCUUGGACGCAUUCUCAGCAGCUGAUUCUGACACCAACGGCACUCCGUUUUGUUAUUCGAUGAAAACUUCAAAUGCAUUGAACAUAUUUUUUAUGUAAUUAUUGUGACUUCUAUUCCCUACAUAGAACCCAUUUUAGUUUCCAUUCUACAGCGACUAAGUCGAUUGUCAAAGUUAUCUGGAAGAUGACGCAUGAGAGUGUUGGGAUUGCCAAAGAUGUCACUGAGUUGAUUGGUAAAACUCCAUUGGUAUAUCUGAACAAUGUGGUGGAUGGUUGUGUUGCUCGCAUUGCUGCUAAGCUUGAGAUAAUGGAACCCUGUUCUAGUGUCAAAGACAGGAUUGGUUAUUCCAUGAUCACUGAUGCUGAGGCAAAGGGUCUUAUUACCCCGGGAAAGAGUGUCCUCAUUGAACCUACAAGUGGAAACACUGGGAUAGGGCUAGCAUUUAUCGCUGCUGCCAAGAGAUACAGGCUUAUCAUUACAAUGCCUGCUUCAAUGAGUGUUGAGAGAAGGAUCAUUCUCCGAGCAUUUGGGGCUGAGUUGGUUCUCACGGACCCUGCUAAGGGCAUGAAAGGUGCUGUGCAGAAGGCAGAGGAGAUAUUGGCUAAGACACCUAAUGCCUACAUGCUCCAGCAGUUUGAAAACCCUGCCAACCCAAAGAUACACUAUGAGACUACUGGACCAGAGAUAUGGAAAGGUUCGGGAGGUAAAAUUGAUGCCCUUGUUUCUGGCAUAGGUACUGGUGGUACCAUAACAGGUGCAGGCAAAUAUCUGAAAGAGCAGAACCCCAACAUAAAACUUUAUGGUAUUGAACCAGUUGAAAGUCCCGUUCUCUCUGGAGGAAAGCCUGGCCCGCAUAAGAUCCAAGGAAUAGGUGCUGGUUUCGUACCUGGUGUUUUGGAAGUCAAUAUCAUUGAUGAAGUCGUUCAAGUAAGGCCGAAAUGUUAAUCAUGCAUAAUUAUU
Molecule: messenger RNA, 1092 nt
Organism: Theobroma umbraticum
Lineage: Eukaryota; Viridiplantae; Streptophyta; Magnoliopsida; Malvales; Malvaceae
Product: cysteine synthase-like
Molecular function (GO): cysteine synthase activity
Source: RefSeq, a predicted model, not a curated record